AUGCCUUGGCUUCCGUGGACUCCUGGCUCAAAACCACCGUCCCCUCCUCCCGCCUCAUCUACUCUUCCUUGGGAUAGCGAUUCCCUGCGCAAGGGGCGACAAGAAGCAAACGCACUCGCUACCAGUCUCUACGCCCGAGCUUCGCAACUCCCGCCCUCCCUCUUGAUCGCAAGCUCGUUUGCGUUGGGCGGAGCGUCGGCGCUGGGCGGACGGUACAUCCACGCCCGAUUCUUCCGCCGCCUACGGAACGCGGGAUGGGUCACCCCGGACAUGGUGAAGAGGAAGCUGAGGAUCAAGGGGUAUGUCACCAGCGUUGGUGACGCCGACGGCUUCAGGCUCUACCACACGCCCGGCAUCGGCUGGAGGUGGCCGUUCAAGUUCCGCCGCAUCCCAGACCGUACGUUUCUCAAGACGGGGGAGACCAUCUCGGUCCGCAUGGCGGGGGCGGAUGCGCCAGAGCUCGGUCACUUCGGCAAACAACCGCAGAAGUACGCCACCGAGGCCCAGGAGUGGCUGAAGUCCAGGAUCGACAAGCAGUUCAUCUACUGCGAGCUGUUGGCGAAGGACCAGUACGGGAGGAUCGUUGCGGUUCCCCUCGUGAAGUCCGCGUUCGUCCCCGCGUGGCUCAGCAGCGGCAAGUCGCUCUCACUGGAGAUGGUCAGGCUUGGCUGGGCAGAAGUGUAUGAGCAGCACGGCGCGGUGUACGGCGAAGCUGGGAUCGAGAAGUUCAAGCGCGCAGAGAAGGAAGCACAGGACGCAAGGCGAGGAAUGUGGGCAGAGGGGGUGCAGGGCGUUGAGCGACCCUCGGAUUACAAGCGUCGCCACCGUCAAGAUGCUGAAGCAGACAAGGACAAGCUUGAUCCUGAGUCCAUCGUUUCUCCCACCCCGACAUUAGGCAGUCGUUUCAAGAAGUUAUUCGGGCUCAAGUCCUGA
Molecule: messenger RNA, 933 nt
Organism: Epithele typhae
Lineage: Eukaryota; Fungi; Basidiomycota; Agaricomycetes; Polyporales; Epitheliaceae
Product: SNase-domain-containing protein
Exons: 6
Coding region: 1-933 (310 amino acids)
Cellular component (GO): cytoplasm; mitochondrion
Source: RefSeq, a predicted model, not a curated record